Messenger RNA from Eimeria acervulina, 1041 nucleotides. RefSeq lists its product as hypothetical. The transcript is spliced from 4 exons. The coding region runs from base 1 to 1041 and encodes 346 amino acids. NCBI's taxonomy places the organism in Eukaryota, Apicomplexa, Conoidasida, Eucoccidiorida, Eimeriidae. The record is from RefSeq and is a predicted model, not a curated record.
AUGCAGCAUUGGAGACUCUGGGAGACUGUGCAUGUUGCACUCAAGCUGGGGCUGCUGCAGCAGCAGCAGGUGCAGCAGCAAAUGAUACGCUGCAGCAGCAAACUCACGUGGCUUUCGCAUCACUUGGAGACUCUGCAGGAAGCAGCAGCAGCAGCAGCAGCUGCUGCUGCUGCUGUUGUUACUCCUGAGGAGAAGCAGCAGCGGGAACGGGUUUGGAGACAGGAGACACUUCGCGCCAAAGUGCUGCUGCUGAACCCGCUGCCUCAGACUUGUGCAUGCAGCAGCAGCAGCAGCAGCAGCACGAGCGUGAAGCUGCUGCUGCGCGAUGUGCUGCGGCCUCCUCCUCUUUGCAUUGGUGAAGGAGACAGUCCCCUCUCAGCAACACAGAAGAUAAGAGACUUCAAACGCGCAGACCUCACACAAGCACAAGUGCUGCUGGUGGAAGACAUGCAUUUGCUGCUGCAGCUGCCUCCGCAUUUGUUUACGGGUCUACGACAAGUUGUGUGGCUGGCCCCUCCCCUCAGCAGCAAACGCCUGUCUCCAGCAGCAGCAGCAACAGCAGCAGCAGCAGCAGCAGCAGCGGAGACAUCGGAUAACAGUCUCCUCGCGAUGCCGCUACCUCAAGGAUGUGCUGCUCUCAUCAGCGCUGUAGAGCAAAGGCUCAUGUCGGUUGGGGCCCCCGUUCGCGUGAGUGUCUCCUUAGCUGCUCCUUCAGCUGUCUCCUCGAGCUGCUACACCAACUGCCUAGCAGGCAGCCGGCUGAGAAGCAAAAUCAAAGAAGAAAAGGAGACAGCUCGUUCUGCUGCAGGCGUCGAGGUGAGCAUACAGCUGCAGCAGCAAAGGCAGUUCUGCUGCUCGCUGCUGCUGCGCGUCUGCGCAUGCAAGGAGACAGCAGCACGAGACAGCAGCAGCAGCAGCGGCAGCAGCAGCUCUUCAGGGCCCUUCGCAGGCCAGCGCUGUGCGCUGCAUCUGCAGCAGCAUCAACAGCAGCAUCAGCAGCAGCAACAGCAGCAGCAACACUACCAACAAGAGCAGCAGUAG